Nicotiana attenuata is the source of this 888-nucleotide messenger RNA. RefSeq lists its product as uncharacterized. The record is from RefSeq and is a predicted model, not a curated record. The transcript has 2 exons. The coding region runs from base 1 to 888 and encodes 295 amino acids. NCBI's taxonomy places the organism in Eukaryota, Viridiplantae, Streptophyta, Magnoliopsida, Solanales, Solanaceae.
AUGGAUCCCCCACUAAUCAAACCACCAAUCCCACCGGAACCCCCGGAUAAGCACAACCAAAUGGAUGUAGAAUUACCAACCCACUCCUAUAAGAAAAUGCUCUUGGACAAACCGGAGAGCAACCAAACUGAUUACUAUGAGGUUGACUCUCAUCCAAAUCCAGAUCUCAACAAAGGGAAGCACAUUGAACGUUUAAUUCCCCUUUCACAAGAUAACAAAAAGUGCCUUUACCUUCCAUGGCGCUACUCAAUAAUCAUCAAGGUCUUCAAGCGAAAGAUGCCCCACCAUGUCCUUCGAUCUAAACUAAUUGAGCUAUGGAAACCAUCCAAACAGCUAAUCUGGAUUGACCUAGGGUGGGACUUCUACAUAGUCAAAUUUAGUUUAGAAGAAAGUAUGGUUAAGGCUCUCCACCUUGGCCCCUGGUUCAUCUCUGGAAAUUUCUUAUCUGUGCGCAAAUGGGAACCUAAAUUUGUUGCUCAAGAAGCAACCCUUACUUCUACUGCCAUAUGGAUCCGGCUCCCUCAAUUACCAACAGAAUUCUACGAUCAGGACAUCCUAGAAAAAGGGAAGAUAUGCCCGUAUUUGUAUCCAAGUACCACUGGAAACCCCAGUGGAAACAUCGGUUAUAAUAGGAGACCAAAGCAAGUUGUGAUAUACGAAGGAGAAGGGACUUUGUGCACCAUUUGUGGCAGAAUCGGGCACACUGCACAAGGUUGCAAUUAUCGGGCAGCCACACCCACAACAACCCAUGAGCCACAUGUAGCGCAACAGAGGAAAGCAGUCCAAACGGAGGAAACCGAGUGGAAAACUGUUACCUUCCCAAGAAGACGAAAGCAAAGGUUAGCGAAAUCAACAAAUAAAAAUGGUGUCGGAAUGAAUAAACCAUAA